This is a messenger RNA of Mesoplodon densirostris (Blainville's beaked whale), 1656 nucleotides long. It is a transcript of the gene NME6, whose product is annotated as NME/NM23 nucleoside diphosphate kinase 6. The transcript has 7 exons. Gene Ontology annotation, biological process: GTP biosynthetic process; CTP biosynthetic process; UTP biosynthetic process. Gene Ontology annotation, molecular function: nucleoside diphosphate kinase activity. The coding region runs from base 739 to 1299 and encodes 186 amino acids. Lineage: Eukaryota; Metazoa; Chordata; Mammalia; Artiodactyla; Ziphiidae. The record is from RefSeq and is a predicted model, not a curated record.
UCCAAACUCCAGCAGGACUGGGGCUCCGAAUAGCUCAGAAUCUAGCGUGGGCUUAGGCCUCGGUACAACGGGCCAGGGUCGCGCAGCUGCAGGCCUAGAUAAAUGGAAGAGCAGGGUGGGGAAGAGGGCGGUGUCUAGAGCUGAGGCUGUGAGUCUGGGGGGCGGGGCUUCAGGUGUUGUUAGACGAAAGCCGAGUUGACGGGUUGCAGGUCCCCUACGCGCUUGGGAGGAUGAGAGGCAUGGCUGGCGGCCUCCAGGAAGCAGAAGAAUAGGCGCCUCUGCUGUGGGGGCAAACGCCCAGGCAAUUUCUAAAAUUUAUAAUUCUCUAAUCGAGUGACUUUUAUGUUGAGCAAGUUUCUCGACCUGUUAACAUUUGUUGUAAACCAAGAUCCAAGACAGGCAUAACUUAGCUGGCAUUAGGAAAGGAACCAUGUCCUCCCCUGGAUAGCCCCUAGCAUUCUGGUCUUGGAAUAGCUGAAUCAGAUUCAUUCAUUAAUUCAUUCAACAAAUACUGUUGAGAGCCAUCUAUGUGCUAGGCACUCUGCAUAAGCACAGAGGAUACGAUGUUCACUGUGGCUGCUGUGUGGAGAACAGAUUGUAGAGGGUAGCAAGAGUAGAAACUGGGAGACCACUGAAGAAGCUGUUGCAGAAGUCCAGAGGAGGUUGAUGAUGUCUUGGACUGUGGUGGUGGCAGUUGAGAGAACUGUACGGAUUUGAGAUACACUGGCUAGGAGGGAGAUGACCUCGAUCUUACGGAGCCCUCAGGCUCUCCAGCUUACUCUGGCUCUGAUCAAGCCUGAUGCAGUUGCUCACCCACUGAUUCUGGAGGCUGUUCAUCAGCAGAUUCUGAGCAACAAGUUCCUUAUUGUACGAAUGAGAGAACUUCUGUGGAGAAAGGAAGAUUGCCAGAAGUUUUACCAAGAGCAUGAAGGGCGUUUUUUCUAUCAGCGGCUGGUGGAGUUCAUGGCCAGUGGGCCAAUCCGAGCCUACAUCCUCGCCCACAAGGAUGCCAUCCAGCUCUGGAGGACAGUGAUGGGACCCACCAGAGUGUUUCGAGCACGCCACGUGGCCCCAGAUUCAAUUCGUGGGAGUUUCGGCCUCACUGACACCCGUAAUACAACCCAUGGCUCAGACUCUGUGGUUUCAGCCAGUAGAGAGAUCGCAGCCUUCUUUCCCGACUUCAGUGAACAGCGCUGGUAUGAGGAAGAGGAGCCCCAGUUGCGCUGUGGCCCUGUGUGCUACAAUCCAGAGGGGGGCAUCCACUUUGCAGCUGGAACAGGAGGCCCAGGGCCAACCUGACGCAGGCCUGUUGAUCUGUGAAGAGUUGUGGCAUUGCCCAGCCUUUUCUCGCAGACCUCUGGUCCAGAGCAUUCUCCUAGGACCAGGGAGGCCUGGGGCUCAUUGUGCCAUCUCUGCUGGGCACCGCCGCCUGCGUAAGAGCCUAGCUCCUCACUGCUACCUCUUCUAGAAUCUAACUCUCUACCUCUUCUCUGGAAUGUUCAUGGGUGGUUCAGAGGAAUGAUGGCUCCUUUUUUUAUCUGAGAACUGUUCAUUCUUUUUCAAGGAGGGGCUUGCCUAAUUGACUUGCCUGAAAAAUGCAGUGACCGUAUUAGCAACAUUUGGUCUAUUUCCCUUAAUAAAAGUCAGUAUUCUGAA